Molecule: messenger RNA, 2222 nt
Organism: Paramormyrops kingsleyae
Lineage: Eukaryota; Metazoa; Chordata; Actinopteri; Osteoglossiformes; Mormyridae
Source: RefSeq, a predicted model, not a curated record
CUGACUGGUUUAAGGGUGACGUCGCUUUACGCUACAUGAAAACAGGUCCUUUCCCCGGGAAGAAAGCUAGAGCCUGGGGAACACUAAAGGGGAAUAUAGUGGCCCAAGGGGGAAGGGGAAGAGCCGCACACCUGGAAUACCAGUUACGUGAUUUCGGGUGCAUUAAAACGAGGCUCGAGGCGUGAUUGUGAAUCACAACAGCUUAUCAAAUAUAUAUAUAUAUCCCGCUUCAUUCGAAUAGGCUGACAUUUACAUAUCCGUGCGGGGGACCAGUUAGUAAGGUGCUUAUAUUUUAGCGACGGGGACCUUCAAGUGGACCCAAUCUGAAACCCCGUGUGGGGUGACGGUGCCACCAUUUCCGGGAUCGCGUCAGUGGUGAGAGUGGAGCGGGACGGGGGGCUGAGGAGCGCGGGCAGCGGGACUGGUUCGGUGUCCAUAGACGGGCUGCUGGAGGACGGCAUGGCCGCGGGGAAAGCAAGCGGCAAGGCGUCGCUGCUUCAGAACGAGCGAGUUCGGCUCGGCGUUUGCUUCCUAGGAGUCUUCGUUUGUUACUUCUAUUACGGGAUACUGCAGGAGACCAUUACUAGGGGCGACUACAGCUACGGGAACAACAAGGAGAAGUUCAGAUUCGCCACCACCUUGGUCUUCAUCCAGUGCAUAAUCAAUGCUAUCUUUGCCAAGAUAUUGAUCCAUUUCUUCGAGGGCUCCAAAACCGACCACACCCAGAGCUGGCUCUACGGAGCGUGUUCUCUCUCAUACCUGGGAGCCAUGGUGUCCAGUAACUCCGCCCUGCUGUACGUCAACUAUCCCACCCAGGUGCUGGGGAAGUCCUGUAAGCCCAUCCCAGCACCCCUCCCCCCCCCCUCCGGUGUGUUCCAGGUCUGCUCCCUGAUGCUGGACGGUCUGACAGGGGUGGCCCAGGACCACAUGCGGAACCGCUUCCAGACUGGACCCAACCACAUGAUGCUGCACAUCAACCUCUGGUCCAUCCUUGUGCUGGGAAUCAGUGUGCUGUGGACAGGGGAGAUAUGGGAUUUCCUCAGCUUCGCUGAACGCUUCCCUAACAUCUACUACACCAUUCUGCUAUUUGGUAUUACCAGUGCCCUUGGCCAGACCUUCAUCUUCAUGACGGUGGUCUUUUUCGGGCCACUUACCUGCUCCAUCAUCACCACCACGCGCAAGUUCUUCACCAUUCUUGGGUCCGUCAUCCUCUUCGGCAACGAGAUCAGCAACCUGCAGUGGGUUGGCACCGUCCUCGUCUUUUUUGGUCUGGGACUGGAUGCAAAAUUUGGUAAAGGACCCAAGAAAACUCCACACUGAGGAGUCUGGGGGAACAUGCUCUUGUCUGCGUGAGCAGAAUGGCGUUCGAGUGGACGGACACCCACUAUUUAAUGCUCCCUCCCCAUACCUAUCACCCAGUGGGAUCCCCCACGACUCCCUUGCACCUCAGUCAUCUCUAGACCUCUUCCGAUGAAGGAUGAGGGGCAGUCUGCAGCUUUGCCCCCUACUUGAACUUGUGGAGCAUUUGCAAUAGACAGUUGGAACCCCCCCCCCCCCCCCCAUGUACUCCUCCUCUGCCAUGCAGUGGAACUCCCUGCUCUGCUGGGCAAAAUGUUUCCACGAAGUGCUGCUGGGAGUCGAAGUCCAUAACCGGAAGUUUACAAGUAUGUUUAAACUAGCUCAGGACUUCGUCUCCCAUCAGCGUAUCCUCCUGACAUUUUUCUGGUCCCCCCUCCCCCUUUAUUAAACCAGUGCUUCAUUGCCUUUUGUGUCCGUUAGACAACUUUUGGAAACCGUUGGUAGGUGGACAGAAAGAAAAAUUGAGUCCCAGAAAAUGUAAGGCAAUGUACAUAAGGUAAUAAAAGUACAGGAUAUAUCAGCAGUCUUUGCACCUGGUUUACAUAUACUGUGUGUAUACGCACUGCCCUUUAAGGAGAUCUGAACACAUUUUUUAGUGUUCUUUACCGUCACAUUUCCCUGAUAGGUUUUUAGUUAUUCAUCCUUUCUGUCAUCCUGAGCAAUUUUUUUGCUUUUUGUAUUUUAACAAUGGAGCUAACUGGUCGGAAAAGGGAACUCUGUUUUACUGUGCACAACCUGAUGUCUAUAUAUUACAAUUUUCUGAAUAAGUACCUUUUUUAUGCCAAAAAGUGUGCGAUUGCCAGCAUCAGGGCACGUCAGCACUUAAAAAAAGUAAAGUGAAAAUAAAGGUGAUUGGAUGACAU